AACACAGGUUAACGUCUUUAAUUAGGACAAACUAAAUAGUUUUAGGGGUUUUAACUCUUUUGAGUAAAAUAACUAAUCCCCUUAAACAGGAUUACCACACUGCUGUCAAUCUUUGUUAAGUGGCUAUAGUCUCAAAUUGUUAUUGUUUGUGCUUCAGUCACCCUAUUGAACAUAAAAGGUAAAAUACAUUGUUUAAAAAUCUUUUGUUUGGUAAAUGUUUAAUUUUAUUUAUUUCAAAUAGCCCAUUAAUGUGUGGCAGUUAUAGAUCCAAAUGUGUGCAAACUACAUAUUUUUUCUGGUCAGCAAAACAAACAGUUCAUUGAACAGACUCAUUUUUGGCGACAAUAUCUUGAAGAUGUGAUUAAAUAUUAAGCUGUCAUCUUGCAAUCCUUGCUUUCUCCAGAGAUCUUGUAAUUAUGAUUUUGUUGUACCUUAAUCUGUGGGUUUAAUCUUUCCCCUUUUUUUCCCCUCCACACACUGACAUGAACAUGACAUCUGGAGAAGUGGAAAGAUGGUUUUAAGAUUUAUGUAAGUAGGUUUACAGGCAUGCUGAUGCACUUGGGAUAUGAUGGGUGGAGCUCUGCGGGGGGAGGCUGGUGGCUGCACAGUUACCCCCAAAAUCCAGCAGGACGGCCCAUCUGUGACGUGACGUGGGAGGGGUGUCCCGCACAAGCACCACUUUAAAAACCAUUAGCAAAGAUGCUCCAUGACAAGAAAGAGGGACAACUUUUCCAAACGAAAAAACAAGAUCAGAGACGGGAGGAAAACUUUCAGGAAAAAGUAGUCUGUAAAUUCUGACAUUUCUUCUGAACUUUAACCGACCGAUGUGGCUGCUCGGAUCUACUUCCCAAAUGAUGAUGAUGAUGAUGGAUGAGCGCAACUCUCCCUCCGCACGCUCCGUGCAGAGCCCUGGAAACAACCCGUCCACCGUCCACAGCAUCGAGGCCAUCCUGGGCUUCAAAGAGGACACCAUCUUCCACAAGUCAGUCGCUUACACGGGGUCACAGGAAGACCCGGAGCGCAGCGGGAACGUUAUUGUGACCCAAAGAAAGAAAAGUCAUUACACUGACAGCUGUGACAGUGUCUGCACCGAGGAAGCUACCGCAGGCCCAGACUCACCGGACAGAGACAGCAAGUUGUCCGACGACGAGAACCAGAAGAAGAAGCACCGCCGGAACCGAACCACAUUUACCACCUACCAGCUCCAUGAACUGGAGCGGGCCUUCGAGAAGUCCCACUACCCGGACGUGUACAGCAGAGAGGAGCUGGCUCUAAAGGUCAACCUACCGGAGGUCCGAGUGCAGGUGUGGUUCCAAAACCGGCGAGCCAAGUGGCGUCGCCAGGAGAAGCUGGAGGUGAGUGCCAUCAAGCUGCACGACACCCCUUCUCCCUCUCUUCUGUCUUUUGGCCGAUCCACCACCAGCUCCCUGGGCUCUGGGCUGCCGCUGGAACCCUGGCUCUCCACCCCUAUCACAUCUUCUGCCUCCUUGCAGUCACUGCCAGGCUUCAUCAGCGGCUCGCAGAACCUCCCGGGCACAUAUGCUCCCUCUCCGCCCCCAUCCAUGGCUCCAUCCUUGCCAGCGUCUAUAUUCAGCUCCCCAGUCCUGGGACACAGACCUCACCUGCCCCACAUAGGUUCUAUGUGCCCCCCACCACCAACAUACCAGUGUGCAGCCAACCCAAGAAACUCCAGUAUAGCCUCACUGAGGAUGAAAGCCAAGGAGCACAUUCAGUCUAUUGGGAAGACAUGGUGAUGCCAACUGAAGGAUUAAAAUGGACAUAAACAUUCAGAAGACAGUGGUUUGAAAAGGUUUUAUCUUCCUGCUGAUUGGAUUGUAAAAUUUUGAACACUUGGACAUUCCAUAAAAAAGCUUCAAAAUCCUCAUCAAUGAUACAUAAGUUCCUGUAAAAUUGUGAACAAGUGAAAUAACUAUAAAGUAUAAGAAUUUGUUUGAAUGUGCUUUGCUUAUCAUUUGUUAGAAAUUUGUUUCAAAUGUGAAGUUUUGUUUUAUCUUAACCUUGUCUCAUUUUAGCAAGGUGUUUUGUUAUCAAUAUAACGAACAUCUCCAAUGGUGCCCAUUUGUAUGGUUUUAUUCUUUUGAUGGCAAUACAACAAUAUCUAUUUUGCUGAUCAUCCACAGUCUUUUGACUGAAAUAGUGAAGAAUGAAGUACUGUAACAAAUGUAAUAUAUUUUUUGUCUGUACAAUAAACUCACAAAAUAUAAAAAU
Messenger RNA from Girardinichthys multiradiatus, 2229 nucleotides. It is a transcript of the gene rax, whose product is annotated as retinal homeobox gene 3. The transcript is spliced from 3 exons. The record is from RefSeq and is a predicted model, not a curated record. Gene Ontology annotation, molecular function: DNA-binding transcription factor activity, RNA polymerase II-specific; RNA polymerase II cis-regulatory region sequence-specific DNA binding. Gene Ontology annotation, biological process: positive regulation of transcription by RNA polymerase II. Lineage: Eukaryota; Metazoa; Chordata; Actinopteri; Cyprinodontiformes; Goodeidae. Bases 825 to 1754 code for a protein of 309 amino acids.